Elephantulus edwardii (Cape elephant shrew) is the source of this 3605-nucleotide messenger RNA. RefSeq names its product ubiquitin specific peptidase 28 (gene USP28). Lineage: Eukaryota; Metazoa; Chordata; Mammalia; Macroscelidea; Macroscelididae. Bases 1 to 3243 code for a protein of 1080 amino acids. Gene Ontology annotation, molecular function: cysteine-type endopeptidase activity; cysteine-type deubiquitinase activity; protein binding. Gene Ontology annotation, biological process: regulation of protein stability; DNA damage checkpoint signaling; protein deubiquitination. The record is from RefSeq and is a predicted model, not a curated record. Gene Ontology annotation, cellular component: nucleus; cytosol. The transcript has 25 exons.
AUGACUGCGGAACUGCAGCAGGACGAAGCAGCUGGCGCAGCCGACAGCCACAGCUCGAGCUGUCAAAUGCUGUUAAAUCAACUGAGAGAAAUCACAGGCGUUCAAGACCCUUCCUUUCUUCAUGAAGCUCUGAAGGCCAGUAAUGGUGACAUCACCCAGGCUGUCAGUCUUCUCACUGAUGAAAGAGUCAAGGAGCCCAGUCAAGACAGCGUUGCUUCUGAGCCAUCUGAUGUAGAGGGGAGUGCCUCCGACCAAGAAGUGUUAGCAAAAGUGAUAGACCUCACUCAUGAUAGCAAAGAUGAUCUUCAGGCUGCCAUUGCUUUGAGUCUCCUGGAAUCUCCCAAAAUUCCAGCUGAUGGAAGAGAUGUUAACAGGAUCCAAGAAGUAACUUCUGCAGACACUAAACGCUCAAAGAGAAAACGCUGUGAAGUCUGGGGAGAGAAUCCCAAUCCCAAUGACUGGAGGAGGGUUGAUGGUUGGCCAGUCGGGCUGAAAAAUGUUGGCAAUACAUGUUGGUUUAAUGCCGUUAUUCAGUCUCUCUUUCAAUUGCCUGAAUUUCGAAGACUUGUUCUCAGCUAUAGUCUGCCACAAAAUGUACUUGAAAAUUGCCGGAGUCACACUGAAAAGAGAAAUAUUGUGUUUAUGCAAGAGCUGCAAUAUCUGUUUGCUCUGAUGAUGGGAUCAAAUCGCAAAUUUGUAGACCCAUCAGCAGCCCUGGAUCUCUUAAAGGGAGCAUUCCGUUCAUCUGAGGAACAGCAGCAAGAUGUGAGUGAGUUCACACACAAGCUCCUGGACUGGCUAGAGGAUGCAUUCCAGCGAGCUGUAAAUACUAACAAUUCCAGCAACAAAUCUGAAAAUCCAAUGGUGCAGCUAUUCUACGGUACUUUCCUGACCGAAGGGGUUCGUGACGGAAAGCCCUUUUGUAACAGUGAGACCUUUGGCCAGUAUCCCCUUCAGGUAAACGGUUAUCGCAACUUAGACGAAUGUUUGGAAGGGGCCAUGGUGGAGGGUGACAUUGAACUACUUACUUCUGGUCAUUCAGUGAAGUAUGGACAAGAGUGCUGGUUUACCAAGCUACCUCCAGUGUUGACCUUUGAACUCUCAAGAUUUGAAUUCAAUCAGUCCCUUGGUCAACCAGAAAAAAUUCACAGUAAAUUGGAAUUUCCUCAAAUUAUUUAUAUAGACAGGUACAUGUAUAGGAGCAAAGAACUUAUUCGAAGUAAGAGAAAAUGUAUACGAAAGUUGAAGGAGGAAAUCAAAGUUCUUCAGGAAAGACUAGAAAGGUAUGUGAAGUACGGCUCGGGCCCAGCUCGGUUCCCACUUCCGGACAUGUUGAAAUAUGUUAUUGAAUUUGCUAGUACAAAACCUGCCUCAGAAACCUUUCCAUCUCAAAGUGACACACGGGUGACAUUACCACUUUCUUCAAUGCACUGUCCGGUUUCUGACCUGACAUCCAAGGACAGAGCAAGUGCCGAAAGCUCUUCCCUGGAUGUUGAAAGUACUUUUACUUCUCCUGAAGAUUCACUACAUAAUUCUGAGAUUUCUCCACUUAUGUCUUCCCGGUCUUCCAUUGAAAUGCCAGCCCACCCAGCUCCUCACAAAGUCACAGACGAGGAAAUAAACUUUGUUAAGACCUGUCUUCAGAGGUGGCGGAGUGAAAUUGAACAAGACAUACAAGACUUAAAGGAUUGUAUUGCAAGCACUACCCGGACUAUUGAGCAGAUGUAUUGUGACCCUCUCCUUCGUCAGGUGCCUUACCGCUUGCAUGCUGUUCUUGUUCAUGAGGGACAAGCAAAUGCCGGACACUACUGGGCCUAUAUCUAUAAUCAGCCUCGACAGAUCUGGCUCAAGUACAAUGACAUCUCUGUUACUGAAUCUUCUUGGGAAGAACUUGAAAGGGAUUCUUAUGGAGGCCUGAGAAAUGUUAGCGCUUAUUGUCUGAUGUAUAUUAAUGACAAGCUACCCCAAGCCAAUGCAGAGACAGCCCCAGAUGAAUCAGAUCAUAUGUUAGAAGAACUGGAAAGCCUGUCUGUUGAACUUAAGCAUUAUAUUCGGGAAGAUAACUGGAGGUUUGAGCAGGAGGUAGAGGAGUGGGAAGAAGAACAGUCUUGCAAAAUCCCUCAGAUGGAAUCCUCUACCACCUCAUCAUCGCAGGAUUUCCCUACAUCACCAGAGCCUCCAGUAACCUCUUCUCACGGGGUUCGCUGCUUGUCAUCUGAGCACGCUGUGAUUGCCAAAGAACAGACUGCCCAGGCUAUUGCCAACACAGCCCACGCCUUUGAGAAGAGUGGUGUCGAAGCGGCCCUGAGUGAGGUGAUGCUGAGCCCUGCCAUGCAAGGCGUCAUCCUGGCCAUAGCUAAAGCCCGUCAGACCUUUGACCGGGAUGGGUCUGAAGCAGGGCUUAUCAAGGCAUUCCAUGAAGAAUAUUCCAGGCUCUAUCAGCUUGCCAAGGAGACCCCUACCUCUCACAGUGACCCUCGACUUCAGCAUGUCCUUGUCUACUUUUUCCAAAAUGAAGCACCCAAAAGGGUGGUAGAACGGACCCUUUUGGAACAGUUUGCUGAUAAAAAUCUCAGCUAUGAUGAAAGAUCAAUCAGCAUUAUGAAAGUGGCUCAAGCUAAACUGAAAGAAAUCGGUCCAGAUGAUAUGAAUAUGGAAGAGUACAAGAAAUGGCAUGAAGAUUAUAGUUUGUUUCGAAAGGUGUCUGUGUAUCUCCUAACAGGCUUGGAACUCUAUCAAAAAGGAAAGUACCAAGAGGCCCUCUCAUACCUGGUGUAUGCUUACCAGAGCAAUGUGUCUCUACUCCUAAAGGGGCCCCAGCGGGGAGUCAAGGAGUCCGUGAUUGCUUUGUAUCGAAGAAAAUGCCUUCUGGAGCUAAAUGCCAAAGCAGCUUCUCUCUUUGAAACAAAUGAUGACCACUCUGUAACCGAGGGCAUAAAUGUGAUGAAUGAGUUAAUCAUUCCCUGCAUUCACCUUAUCAUCAAUAAUGACAUCUCUAAGGAUGACCUGGAUGCUAUCGAGGUCAUGAGAAACCAUUGGUGCUCUUACCUUGGGAAAGACAUUGCAGAAAAUCUUCAGCUCUGCUUAGGGGAGUUUCUACCAAGGCUUCUGGAUCCCUCUGCAGAAAUCCUUGUCUUGAAAGAGCCUCCUACUAUUCGGCCCAAUUCUCCCUAUGACCUUUGUAGUCGAUUUGCAGCUGUCAUGGAGUCAAUUCAAGGUGUUUCUGCAGUGACAGUGAACUGAGCCCCAGUGUGUUGAAGGCCAUCUGGUCUCUGCGUGCCUCCCCUUGCACACAAAUCCCUUGUUACAGUGUCCACCUUGGGAGAAUGAUUAGUUGGGUAGGUGAUAUUCGGGUUGAGACCCCAACCGUGCUAUAUUGUAUAUAGGAUUUAAAAUAAAAUUGCACUUUUUAGGUUCAGAGUUUGUGAAGACUCUUUUACUAGAAAAGGCCGGACCCAGUGUAUUGAGGUAUUGAGUUACGUCAGAAAACCUAAAAUGCCUUAGUACCUACAGGAAAGCCUGGGCUCUUCCUAGACUGCUGCCUCUUCUUAUGUUUUCUUCAGGUCUAAGUAUUUUUGACAGAAAAGAAAAAUGAUUCAUCAGAA